AUGCACCUCCGCGGCCCUCAGCCAUCCAUGCAUGUCGCCUCCCUGCCCCGUUUCCUCGCCGUCUCUUCCGAAAUGUUUUACGAUUACAAUCAUUACAGAGGAUAUGCAACGUGUUGUGCACCUAUUGAUAAGUCUACGGGCGAGCUUUGGAAGAGCUGGAAGACGAUGAGGGAUGAAUGGAUAUCUGAGCCAUUUCAUCUGGGUGUUUUCCACUCGGACUACCUCCUCCACGCACCAGAAGACUUGGACGAACCCCUCUCGCUCAAGCACGUUGAAUUUAAUGCCAUCUCGUCUUCCUUUGGUGUGCUUUCUGAUCGUGCUUCGGCGACGGUUUACUUCAACGUAAGCCCAUAUUUGCAGGCGGAAAAUUUUCCGUGGAACAAUGCAACGAGUGUAGUUGCGGAAGGCUUAGAUGCUGCGCAUAAGCUGUACGGGGUGAAAGAGGCUUUCGUCCUUUUUGUCGUACAGUAUGGAGAGCGCAACGUGGUUGACCAACCAUAG
Fomitiporia mediterranea MF3/22 is the source of this 501-nucleotide messenger RNA. RefSeq lists its product as uncharacterized. Gene Ontology annotation, molecular function: glutathione binding; glutathione synthase activity; ATP binding. NCBI's taxonomy places the organism in Eukaryota, Fungi, Basidiomycota, Agaricomycetes, Hymenochaetales, Hymenochaetaceae. Gene Ontology annotation, biological process: glutathione biosynthetic process. Gene Ontology annotation, cellular component: cytosol. The record is from RefSeq and is a predicted model, not a curated record. Bases 1 to 501 code for a protein of 166 amino acids. The transcript has 5 exons.